UCAAUUUAGUGUCCUUUGUCAUUUGGUGUCUGUCACUGUAACAUUUGGAGAUCUGUCAAAGUCAAAUAAUUUAGGCUAUUUUUUUGUCGAAAUAAAGUAAAAAACUUGAUAAAUUAACUGUUAACUUUAUCCAAUCGCGUUUCAUUCACACAAACUACAUUUUAUAUUGUUAAAGUAACAUGGGCAUAGAAAACAUGCGUCGCUGGCCGAUGUAUAUUGUGUUUGCUGUGUGUAUUUUGUUGUUACUUUCACUAUUUAAUAGCUGGAGUGCGGAAAAUGUAUUGCGAAACAGAGUUUCAGAAAUAAGUAUACAACUUCAGGAAUGCUCCAAGCAACAGACAACCUGCAUGGAGGAGUCAUUAACUUUGCUCGAACAACGCGACAGUUAUCUGACCAAGGUGAACGAAUUAGAUAAACAAAAGUCUAAAUUGACUGAUGAUAUAGAAGGAUUCAAGACUAAGCUUACAAAAUCUGAAGGUCAGGUUAACCACACGAAGGUAGAUGUGGAACUAUGUAAGACAGAGUUGCAGUCGUUAAAGAACCUGCAGGUGAGCAAGACAGCUAUUGUGGAGACCUUGCGACUGGAAAAAGACACGCUAACAACACAGUUAGCUGAAAGAAAGCAGAAGAUUGAUGAGUUAGAGAAAGAGAUAGAGAGGUUGAAAAUAGCAUUGACCACCAAAAGUGCUGCCAAUUCAUCUGUAGCCUCCAAGGUGACUCCAGCUGCUCAACCACCAAAAAUAAGCCCAGCCCUAAGUGCCCACAAUCCUAUAAAUGAACCAGUCUUGGAAAAUAAUGAUGCUAAAGAAGAAAUAGAAGAUACAAAUGCCUUGAAUGAUGGCAAUGAAUUUGAUCCUCAGUUACAAUAAGUAGUAGUAUACUUAGUUUAUGUUGUGGUGGUCUGGUGGUGUGAUAAUCAAUUACCAAGAGGACAAAGUAUGAGGCUGAUGGUAGAAAGGCUGUAAGCUAAAUAGUGGACAUAAUAACAACUUGUAUUAUAUACUUGAAAGUUCUUAUGAAACUUAAUUCAUCUUUCAAAGCAAUUAUAUGAAUUAUAUUCAUGUUUUUACAAAAAGUAUUGCGAAUCAUACUGAAUUAAAUAAUAAUUACAGUUUACUCACUUGAAUAUACUGAGAAAAGCUGUACUAGUUUCGAGUCAGACAGGGACUCUUCCUUAUGAGCAGCAGUUGUGGGGAUGUCAACAGUAAGCUGCACAGCAUUGCCCCGACUGUGAUGCAUCCUGCUCAUGAGGAAGAAUCACAUCCACUCUAAAUGGCAUGCAAGUCAUAAUGAAAUUUUUUCCCUUUGGUAUAUUGUUAUUGAUGUGGUUAGAAAUGGAAUUUUAAUGUGAUUUCAGGUAUAUGCCUUAGAUUUAAUAAUUAGGUUAAAAUGAUUGAUAACAACAAAUCACUGCCCUGUAAUGGCAUGAUAUUUAAUUCAACAAUACAUUAUGAUAAUGUUAUCAUUGUUUCCAUUUUUAGUAUUAGUGAAUUUUAGACUGUUAUAACAAAUAAAUGAGUUUUUGGAAUUGAUAGUUAUUUUAGGAAAUCCCCAUUGUUCUUUAUCACUUUUUGUCAUGUGUGUAAAAUUGUUAAUGUGUCUAAUCUGCCUUAUAGAUAUUUUUAAUGAUUUAAUUAUUGAACCUAAUUGCAUUUACAUAUACAGGUGAUAGUGAAUGCCUUUCUACUGUCAUUGUUCCAUGAAUGUAUUUUAUUAUUCUAUUUUAAUAAAUAACUAUUAUUCUAUGCAAUUAAGGUAGGGUGGAUUGAACUACAUAAUUUAAUUUUGUGCAAUUCGAAAUGAAGCCAUAAUUCAUACUCUAUAGAGGUAAUAUUAGAUGUAUUUCGUAAAUCACAAGUUAUGUUAGUACAUGGAUGUUGGAUUUUGCUAGUUAAUAAAUGCCAUGAUGGUGCCAGAAAUGUGUAUUAAGAUCUGACAUGUGUAAUUUAUUUAUUUUGCUCAAUUUUCCAAUUUGUAUCCAUUAAAUUGAUUCGAAUUUAUAUGCCUCCUUAAGUCCUUAGUAAACUGAUCCAAUACUAUGGUAGUUGAUGAAAUGUGCAACAUGUUCUAAAUUAUAUUGUCCUAUAAUGUACAUGUAUUAUUAUGACUAAUGUUAGUAUUGUUUUCAUAAUUAUUAUCUUUUAUAGUUGAGGAAUAAAUUGUAUAGAUUUUUCCUUUUU
Molecule: messenger RNA, 2180 nt
Organism: Spodoptera litura
Lineage: Eukaryota; Metazoa; Arthropoda; Insecta; Lepidoptera; Noctuidae
Source: RefSeq, a predicted model, not a curated record